AGCGAUAAACAAUGGCGGUGCAGCAGAAAUUGAUCCGUAAUAAAAUAGAGUGUAGUGAAUCGCUACGUUUACAGAGUCCCUCUCUCAUCCUACUCUGCUCCGGUUCCGAUAAUCAAGCAAUCCUUCACAAACAUGCCUCUAUCUCUCUUCUGGGUUUCUGAUCGGAGGGGCUUAUGAAUCAUUAUUGAUUCCAGGAAAUUCGAGGACUGUUUGAUCGUACUCGGUUGCUGGCUAUGACAGCCGACACGACAUUACCGAGUUAUUGGUUGAACUGGAGAUUCUUACUCUGUGCAAUAUGGAUUUUCGUAGCUAUUGUAUUUUCAGCACUCGUAAUAUGGAGAUACGAAGGCCGUAAUAAAUCUCGAAACCGACAAAGUGUCGAUGAACGUGAGGCGGAAGUUUGUUUGUAUGAGGAUGAAGUUUGGGGAACGUGUUCCAAAUCGGUCCACCCCAUUUGGCUGCUUGCUUAUAGGAUAGUUGCUUUCAGUGUAUUGCUUGCGUUGCUUCUUGCUGAUAUUAUAACAAACGGUGUCGGCAAAUUCUAUUUUUAUACCGAGUGGACAUUUACUUUGGUAACCAUUUAUUUCGGGCUGGGGUCUUCAGUCUCAAUUCAGGGAUGUCUUCGUUACUACCAUCAAGUAAAACCAGAGCAAGAUUGUUAUAACCGUACAGAUGCAGAAGGUGGGUCAUACAUACCACCGACACUUGGGGAGGAUUCAGAUAUGGUCAGCCACACCGUAAGCUUGAAUCAUCAAAGCGAAACUAAUCACAGAACUGCUGCUUCGGUUCAGGGAUAUGCCUUGCAAAUAGUUUUUCAGAUGUGUUCUGGGGCUGUAGUGCUCACUGAUUCGAUCUUUUGGUUGAUGAUCUACCCGUUUCUCACCGCCAAAGACUACAGAAUAAAUUACCUUAUUGUUUGCAAGCAUUCUCUGAAUGCUGUUCUUCUCUUGGGCGAUGCAAGUUUAAACUCCCUGCGGUUUCCUUUCUUUCGAAUGGCAUAUUUUGUUCUAUGGACGGGUAUAUUCGUCAUUUUCCAGUGGAUCAUUCAUGCUUGUGUUUCAAUAAGGUGGCCAUAUCCGUUUCUGGACUUGUCAUCUCCGUAUGCUCCGUUAUGGUACUUGGCCAUAGGGAUUCUGCUUUUCCCAUGUUUUGGGAUAUUCAGCCUCAUAUUCUGGAUGAAACGACGCUUCUUAUCGAGAUAACUGCUACUGCCGUUCGAUGUGAGCCAACAAUCUAUACAUACACCUUCACCAGGCUGGCAACAAAUGGGUCAUCUCCGGUUUUUUCCCAAUGAACCCCAAAUUGUUUACUCAUCAGUUAUUAACAGUUAUUAUUAAUUGUAAGAGCUAAAAACUAUAACUUCGUCUCUUCUUACGGUUUUUAAGGAUUAGAUUCAGCAGUAAACUCACGAGAGCUAUUAUAAUUCUUGAUUGGUUAAAACCAUUUGUAUCCA
Molecule: messenger RNA, 1453 nt
Organism: Erythranthe guttata (spotted monkey flower)
Lineage: Eukaryota; Viridiplantae; Streptophyta; Magnoliopsida; Lamiales; Phrymaceae
Cellular component (GO): membrane
Source: RefSeq, a predicted model, not a curated record